GGAUACGCCCGGGAUGAACCGAUGAGAAAAAACAAACAAACAAAGAAAGAAAAGCGACCACAGCAACCAAACAGUCAUCGCUGUAGCGCGACGUUCCCCCCCGGUCGACAACUGAUCCCCUCGGGCCACAUCGAGGUGAGCGCCGCGCUGUCAGUGCAAGGAUGAAAAUGAAGCUGAAUUCAUUAUCUGUGCUGUGUCUGUCACUUCUUCUGUUUCACACCCAUUCUUCACUGGCUAAGAGAGGGGGAGGCGGCGGCUUCGGGAAAAGCUUCAGCUCGAAGAAGAUCCCUACAUCGAACCGAGGCAGCACCAACACUAAUGCAGGUCACAAAAAUAAUCAGGGCUCCGGCUCUAAGGGUGGAUACCCUAAACAGUCUGGACAAAACAAUCAAGGAGGCUACCCUCCGCAAUCAGGCGGACCCGGGUAUCCGGGAAAUUACCCCUGGCAGCAGGGUGGAGGAGGGUAUCCAGCACGGGGCUCCCCAUAUGGAGGAGGUUAUGGAGGUUAUGGUGGUUAUGGAGGUUAUGGAGGUUAUGGUGGUUAUGGAGGUUAUCCAGGUGGCUAUAUCAACCAUAACCCAAAAAACAAAAUCCUGAGCCCUCAUUAUGGUGGCAGCUUUGGUCAUGGGGGCUAUGGGGUUGGGGGUGGCUCUCCCUUUUCCCACUCAGUUCAGGCAAUGGGCAUGUAUCCCCAAGAUAAUUCCAGAGGUUUUGGACGGAGUGCAGUAAUGGCAGCAGCUGGAGGGGCUAUGGCAGGAAUGGCACUUGGCUACGGGCUAGGAAGGUUCCCUCGUCCUCACUUCAACUUCCGCAGUCCCGAAGAGGAGUACUACUACAACCACUACAUGUACAGGAAAUACGGUGUCAAGUCUACUGAUACCAAUGACUACAGCAGAGACUACAAGUACAGCCAACCCCCUGAGACCUAUGAUAGCUACAUGGACUCGUGCAUGAAGAGAACAGACCUGCUACCUGUGGACAAUCGAAAGCCAAAAGACAAACCAGCUGCCACCACCACAACUACAACUACUGAUGUCACCUCAACUCCAGACACUGGCACAGGCAGCAACACAACAAAGACUAACAGCACUACAGCGGGACACCCCUCGCCCUCCGCACCCUCAACUCCCCGCCCUUUAAAUCAGCCCGAGGCCAAUCCUGUGCCUCCAGCUUCACAGGCGGUCAGAAAAGCUGCUACUGAUGAUGAUGAUGAUGAUGAUGAUGAUACAGUCAGCAUUGUGGAGAUUGGCUACCCAGCACUGAUUGAGCAGCUGACGGUCAGGAGAUGUUUGGAGCUGUACAUGGUUUAUUCUGAAAAGUACUUGAAGAAACAGACAGGAGGGGUGCAGGGACUGGAGAUGGGCUUGCGAGGGUCUUUAGCAGUGGUCACCAGUACUAUAGUGAUGCUACUGAACAGCAACAUGCUAACGCUGCUGCACUGAGGCCUUUGUUAGCAGGGAAAGUGAUGGAGAAUGUGCUAAAGAGUUUAAACUAAACCGAUGGGAAAUGAUUAGGGAGGGAGGAACCUAUUGCAUUACCUUUUUAGGCUGCACUAUGGCACUCCCCUUUUCCUUUUCCGCCUCUGAAAGAGAAAGGGUCCAUUAACUGUACUCGGAUAUUGGAAGACUGUGAUGGUGGCGAGAAAUUUGGUCCAUUAAUGUCCAUUUAGAUUUAAUUUAACAUGCACUCUAGCCAUAGAAAUGAUGAGAGGCACUACCACUGACUCGUCUUUCCGUGCUCGUAAUUUGUCUUUCAGUAAACAAUGCCUCUUAUUCAAGGAAACCGACCAUGGUCUUUGUCUUCUUUUUGCCUAAGCGGAAAAAGCAUCCGAUAGGGUUAGUUUGCACAUGUGGGGCUGGUACAGGCUCUGUCAUGGUGAUGAUCUGUGUAAAUAAACUGCUUUGCAAUAAUGGAGAUGUGCUUUAAGCAUGCUACGAUUUUGUUUACUCCAGACAUAUUUAUGUUCGAGGACUGUAACUUUUCUAAUACUCAAUCAGUCUACUAUUACUAAUACUAAUCUCAGUGCUUUAGACUGAGAGGUUUUUACACUAUAAGCAUGACUGAGUAUUUGUAAUGGAUCAUUUCUACUGAUGUAGCUUAAAAAAUAUGUGGACUUUUAUCACGUAAGGUCUAUUGAACCACAGAAACUCAAACCUAAAAGGCUGUUUAUUACAUCUGUUGGUACUUAUUUUAUUGGGAUAAACAGACUUGUUAAACAGAUGGACAAUAGUAUGCAUGCUGUUGUCAGAAUACCCUUAAAAUUACUUACUUUGGACUCAAUGUAAGCACAUAGUGCUUUUUCUGAAUAUUUAUGAUUUUUUUCCAUGUCUACUGUCCUUAUUUUGGAAAGUGUGUCGUAUAUUUUCUCAUUUUUUUUAUUCCCAGGUCCCCUCCCUUGUCUAUCCAGUUUUAGCUCUCUUUCCUGUCUCUCGGGUAGCUCGUGGUUGCAUAAGUGCUCUUAAAGUAUAAGACUCCUGAUCUACUAAGUCUGAGCUGAAUUCAUCUCCAAAAGCUGCUGAGUGUUAUGUUGCAUUAUCGGCUGAGAUUAUGGUCACCAAGCUUGGAUAUCAAGAUAUUAGCAAAGAUUUGUACAAUAAUUGUUCUAACUAUGGAAGCUGAUGACUUAAAAAAACUAUUUAAAGGUACUGUCUGGAGUUUUAAUUGCAAACGAACUGUUCACAUUCAAAAUGUAUUGACCAAUCACAAACAUGACUAACACACAUGUUGAACACUCUCCCUACUAUUUAAAAUGUUUGAAAGUCAUUAUUCAAGACCCAGUUUUUUAUGCGAACAUGUAGGCUAAUUUGCAACUAACUACAUUAUACAUCCAAAUAAGCUGUUAUUGCAGUCUGUGGAAUAGGUAAAUGAUGUGACUUACAACUUCAAUAAAAACAGUGCAAACUCCAUAUUGGUAUAAAGUCCUCUCAAUCGAGGAGAAGCCUCGCCAAUAACACCUUCUGCCUUUCGAAUUUUCUGCUUAUAAAUCUCCCCUCCCUCUCUCGUCACCGUCUGCGACUCACAGUGCAGCGGCAAUUUAUCUCUAAGCUGCAAUUACAACGAACACUAUUUUAUAGUUUGACAGUAGAACAAGCCCCGACCACACGUGGUAAAAAGAAAACUCCAGUGUACCUUUAAUGUGUUGUCAUAUGUAGUCUAUGUAAUCUUGUGUCUGCCUUCAAAUGUAUCUGAAAACACGCACGUAUCACUUGUAAAGACAUGAAUGCCUUCUCCUGUGACGGUUCACAUUUACUGUGCUGCUGGGGAUAUAUACUGAAUACUGAGCGUUGACUCGCACCUUUUGCUU
This is a messenger RNA of Xiphias gladius (swordfish), 3304 nucleotides long. RefSeq names its product keratin, type I cytoskeletal 10-like. The transcript has 3 exons. The record is from RefSeq and is a predicted model, not a curated record. The coding region runs from base 162 to 1442 and encodes 426 amino acids. NCBI's taxonomy places the organism in Eukaryota, Metazoa, Chordata, Actinopteri, Istiophoriformes, Xiphiidae. Gene Ontology annotation, biological process: protein homooligomerization. Gene Ontology annotation, cellular component: membrane.